Messenger RNA from Trichobilharzia regenti, 1280 nucleotides. Lineage: Eukaryota; Metazoa; Platyhelminthes; Trematoda; Strigeidida; Schistosomatidae. The record is from the annotation of a GenBank genome assembly.
AGAAGUCCCGUCGGGUUGGUGUCACUGAUUAUCCCCAAAUACAAGAAGCGAGACAAGUCUUCCUGUGAUAAUCACAGGCGGAUUAGCUUGACUAAUAUGGUACCUGAAGUUCUAGGCUCAAUAAUCAUGCGUAGACUAAGCGGUCAACGGGAGGAACAAACACGAAAGAACCAGACAGGCUUUAGACCAGGAAGAGGGUGUAUCGACCAUAUCUUUACCCUUCGACACAUUCUGGAAUAUAGGCAUACUUACCGGCGUCCAACAAUCGUCAUAUUUCUUGACCUAAAGGCAGCAUUCGACUCUGUCGAUCGGGAAGUUCUCUGGAGAUGCUUGGCUGUAAAGGGAAUUCCAAGAAAAUAUAUUGCACUGAUUAAGGCACUCUACUCGUACUCAUACAGCCCGGUGAGGGCUUACGGCGAGCUGUCAUCUGAACUGAUGACGACCAGUGGUGUCCGUCAAGGAUGCCCAUUAUCUCCUUUUCUAUUCAACUUCAUCAUAGAUGUGUUAAUGGACUUAACCUUAAGUGACUUCAGCUACUCAGGGAUUGACUUGCUACCGGGGAAUAAUCUCGUUGACUUGGAAUAUGCAGACGAUAUAGUCCUUCUAGGCGAAGACGCUGACGAAAUGCAGAGUCUUCUAAACACCUUGAGCCGCAAUCUACGAAUGUUUGGCAUGCGAUUCGCUCCCGCCAAAUGCAAGAUGAUGUUACAGGACUGGACUACAUCGACGCCUAGUUUAAAAAUAGGAACUGAAGUGGUAGAGCACGUUGACCGCUUCACUUAUUUGGGAAGUACCAUCAGCCCCAACGGGCUGAUCUCUGACGAAAUCUCAGCACGAAUACAAGGGGCUCGUUUCGCAUUUAUUAGUUUACGCCGACUCUGGCGUAGACGAGAUGUUCGACUAUCGACCAAAGGGCGGGUGUACUGCUCAUCAGUCCGCUCCGUCCUCCUUUAUGGCUGUGAGACCUGGCCACUGAGAGUGGAAGACAUGAAAAGACUAGCUGUCUUUGAUCAUAGGUGCCUGCAUUCUAUUUCCCGUGUAAAGUGGCAUAAUAAGGUGAGCAACAUGGAGGUUAGGCGUAGAGUUCUGGGUAAACAGGGGAAAUCAAUCGACGAAGUCGUGAAGCUACAAAGACUGAGAUGGUUAGGACAUGUGUUACGUAUGCCAAGCCAUCGCCUUCCUCGACGAGCUAUGUUAGCGGAUAUAGGGUCAGGCUGGAAAAAAGCUAGCGGCGGUCAAACAAAAACUUGGCAUCAGUCAAUGAAAUCCACAACAGUUGG